This is a messenger RNA of Raphanus sativus (radish), 974 nucleotides long. RefSeq lists its product as uncharacterized. Gene Ontology annotation, biological process: proteasome regulatory particle assembly. The record is from RefSeq and is a predicted model, not a curated record. Gene Ontology annotation, cellular component: cytoplasm; nucleus. NCBI's taxonomy places the organism in Eukaryota, Viridiplantae, Streptophyta, Magnoliopsida, Brassicales, Brassicaceae. The transcript is spliced from 5 exons. Gene Ontology annotation, molecular function: protein binding. The coding region runs from base 50 to 721 and encodes 223 amino acids.
AGCUAAAGAAAGUUUUGGACUCGGUGGAAGAUCAGAUCAAUCGGAAGAGAUGGGUGGCGCGAAUCUGAAAGCGGAGACGAUGGCUCUGAUGGAUAAGAGAACGACCAUGGAGACUGAAAUGAACUCGAUCGUUGAACGUCUAUGCAAUCCCGGUGGUCCUGGUCUCUCCGGCAACCUCGUCGACUCGGAGGGAUUCCCUCGGGGAGAUAUUGACAUUCCGGCGGUUAGAGCUCAGCGCCGUCGUCUUGCUGAGUUACGGAAUGAGCACAGCGAGAUAACGGACAAGAUCGAUGUGAACAUUCAGAUUCUUCAUUCAGUGAGGCCUACUACGUCAAGAGCUUCAAUUUCCAAAGAUUCAGGUCCAGAAGAAAGAAGCUUGUCUUCUUUAUCUGCCUCCAUGCAGACAUCUGGCAUCAGUGUCACUUCCCGUGCCAUGGAUGUGGAUGUGGUCACUAGUAUUCCCUUUGCCAUGGUUGAUGAGAUAACCGAGUCAUCUCCAGCAGCAGAGGAUGGGUUACAGCUUAGAGAUCAGGUUGUGAAAUUCGGCAGCGUGGAAGGUGGUGACAACCUGUUGCAAAGGCUUGCCGCUGAAGCGCAAGAUAGCCAGGGACAAGCUGUUUCUGUUGGAGUUAUAAGGCAAGGUGCGAAACUAGAUUUAGCUGUGACCCCGAGGGUAUGGCAAGGCAGAGGUCUAUUAGGGUGCCAUUUCCGUUUGUUAUGAGCCAUGGAUUAUCAUUUGGAGGCCUGGAUAUGGUGAAAGCUUGCAGAGUUUUUGGUUGAAGAAUGAGAUGUCUGUUUUUAAAAACUUGAAUUUAGUAUGCGUGCCAAGUGUUUGCCCAGUUUGGUUGUUGAAAGUAGACUUUCUUCUUUGUAUGUUGGACCAAACUCAGAAAAAGAAACAUCGUUUGGCUUGUAGCUGAUACGACAACUGAAAGGCUUCAUUUCUUACAAUGGUUUAGGUGGUUGCUGUCCCA